Molecule: messenger RNA, 1789 nt
Organism: Dermacentor andersoni
Lineage: Eukaryota; Metazoa; Arthropoda; Arachnida; Ixodida; Ixodidae
Product: Bprotein-1-related complex subunit 8
Cellular component (GO): BORC complex
Source: RefSeq, a predicted model, not a curated record
CAAUUUUUGCUUUAAUGUUAGUAAAAAAACAAAUAAAAUAACACACAAAUAAUUAAGUUGUUACAAACUAUCGCGCCAUCUUUUGGCAGAAUGUAAAGUAUAAAUGCGCUUCAAUUGUCAUAAAUUUCAAAAAAAAAAUAAUAAUUUGUAUGUAUUGGUGACGCAAAAGUCUGUUAGAUGUUCAUAUGUUGUACGCUUCUCGGAGAUGGAAGCGAAGUUUUUUCUAUAGCAUUUUUACCUAACUCUGAGCAGGGAUCGACUUCGAGUCAAGGCAUAAAUAAACCCGUCUUUGAAUAUUGAUACAUGUGCGCGUAGAGCUGAGUAUGUAGUUUCUGUACAGCGCCCCUCAUACACUCCUAUUAACAUUGCCUAUUAACGAUCGUUCCCAACGUGCUAUGUAACAUCGCUUAGCUUGCUGGCGAUUGGGGAGGUUGCCCAAUCUGUCCCGUUUCGAAGCGAACUGUCUUUGCAGGGAUCCAUGGCCACGGAAGCCGUGACUGUGGCCGAAGAGGCUCGGCCUAAUGUUGACCUCGAGCUGGAGCAGCGUGUCAAAGGCACCUGCGGCCGCAUCUCGGAGAACGUGCACAUCUUCGCGAACGAGCCGUCACUGGCGUGCUAUCGGCUGCAAGAGCAUGUCCGCAAGUCGCUGCAGCCGACCGUGGAGAGGCGUCUGCAGAUGACCGAACUGCGGCAAGAGUUGCGCGGCAAGUGCUACGACUUGGACUACGCCAUCGCGGCAUUGCGUGGCUUCCAGCAGAGCCGCCAACACCUGGCCAAUGUGCAGGACCUGCUGCGCAACGCGGUCUUCAUGAAGCAGCAGCUGGCGCACCGCGAAGCACGCGCUGCUGCCACCAGUGCAGCGCAGUCGACCGGUCGCCGGCAGCAGUUGCUGCAUCAGCAGCGGCUGUCUUUAGAUCUACCCCAAAAGGCUGCCCGUCUGAGCAGCUCGCCAUCACUGGGGGCGGCUGACAUGCGGCUGGGGUCGCAGCGAUCAGCGUCCCCGAGACGGCCUAGCGAUCAGCGUUAAAUGGUUAAUAGCCUGCGGAGGAUGCAAGCGUUACGCAUUAGACAAAUUCAGCCAUUGGAGUGCAGUAGUUUCAGCAUAGUGUAAACGCAGCUGGGAAAAAACAAUAACAAAUCAAACUAUGACGUAGACGAGAGCAGCAACGCAGAUGGCGACAUCUAGUGACGAGGCUUAAGCUGAAAUGUGUUAGGAACAUUUUUGGGCCAAUGUGCUUCAGUGUCCAGAAAAAAAAAACAACUGAAAACCACAGCUUCUCAAUUAUUUUACUUCCGACAGGUUUACACCAGCUUAUAAGUAGAAGAUAGUUGCUAAUUGCACUACGCUAAACAGUGCCUUCAUUGGUUGAAUGUAGCACCACAGGAUGUCGCCAGUCCAUCGUGUCUUUCAUCAUUGACACUUCUGUGCCAACGUGCAUGUUUACACUUUGCUGGAACGCUCCGUAGACAGUGCCUUUUUUUGUGUGGUGACACCGAUAUCACUUGGCUGUGCUUGUGGAAAGCGGGCAGGAUGGUGCAGUUGGUUGCCUGCUGCACUAAGCAGUAUUGCAGAACAGGAACCAAGACUACAAAUGAUCGUUACCACUAUGACAGCCUGUGACCUGUGGAUGGAACUAUACCCACUGCUACCCAUUGAUGUUGUAAACCAGUCAAAAUGUGGACAAAUAGUGAAGUGGGUGGUUGAAGUUUUAUCCAAGAACUGGCAGUAAAUGUGACACAACAUAAACAUGAAAAGAAUAAAAGGCAUAUGACCUGGUUGUUCCUUUGA